AUGAUUCUAUUACAACUCCUUCUCUUUCCGAGCUUGCUUUCCCAUUCCCUCGCGGCCGUCCUCCCGCGACACAGUCAACGCAUCCUCAACCCAACGGCCGACGACCUUACCAAGAUCUUUACUUUCUCCAACGAUUUCCCCGCGCCGAACAGUGGCAACCUACAGGUGCACGACCCCAACAUCAUCGAGGAACAAGACACGCUCUACCUAUUCAGAGGAGGCCUCCACAUCCCCUACUGGAAGGCUUCUAGCAUCUCGGGACCAUGGACAAAAGUGGGUACUGUACUGAGUAAAGCCAGCGUGAUUAACAAAAAGAACAACAAUCAUCCCUGGGCUCCCACCGUCACCAAAUACAAAGGGAGAUUCUACUGCUUCUACGCCAUCAGCCAGACCGGUAGCCAGGAUAGCGCCAUUGGAUAUGCCUCCACGUCGGACCUCGAAAAGGAGUGGACAGACCACGGCGCGUUGAUCAACACCGGUUCCGGCGAACGUUCCCAGAUCGCACCGUACAAGAACACCAACGCCAUUGAUCCUGCGUUCCAGGUUGACCAGAAGACCGGACAACCGUAUCUCAUCUACGGGAGCUACUGGGAUGAUAUCUACAGCCUGCCGCUGCAGGUGAACCAGGACGGCACGUUGGCGAUCAAGAACGAGAACAAACCCGAUGCAACGCACCUGAGCUACCAGCCUGGGAACUGGCGCCCGCAGGAGGGAGCGUACAUGUCGUACCACGAGCCGUAUUACUAUCUCUGGUUCAGCCAGGGGAUCUGUUGCCAGAUGGUUCAGAAAGGGUUUCCGCUCAAAGGGGAGGAAUAUCGGAUUCGCGUCGGUCGGUCGAAGAGCAUUACCGGUCCGUUUGUGGAUAGGUCCGGCAAGAAGCUUCUCGAGGGACAUGGAGAGACGGUUUACGGGUCGAACAACGGGAAUGUCUACGCCCCGGGUGGUGAGGGUGUAUUGCCGGGCAAUGGCAAGCGAGGUGAUAUCCUCUACUAUCACUUUUGUGAGUCUUUUCCGAUCCCGAUGGGCCUCAGUGGCUGA
Molecule: messenger RNA, 1038 nt
Organism: Aspergillus fumigatus Af293
Lineage: Eukaryota; Fungi; Ascomycota; Eurotiomycetes; Eurotiales; Aspergillaceae
Product: putative endo-arabinanase
Biological process (GO): carbohydrate metabolic process
Molecular function (GO): arabinan endo-1,5-alpha-L-arabinosidase activity
Source: RefSeq, a predicted model, not a curated record